Molecule: messenger RNA, 1551 nt
Organism: Alosa alosa (allis shad)
Lineage: Eukaryota; Metazoa; Chordata; Actinopteri; Clupeiformes; Clupeidae
Exons: 2
Coding region: 634-1551 (305 amino acids)
Biological process (GO): monoatomic ion transport
Cellular component (GO): membrane
Molecular function (GO): ATP binding; purinergic nucleotide receptor activity; monoatomic ion channel activity
Source: RefSeq, a predicted model, not a curated record
UUAUGCUUCAUGAGAGAUGGUUUGCGAAGUAAUUAUGUAUGGCAAAAAAUGACUAAUGGCUAUUAGCCAAAUAUAAUUGUAAAGAUGUACUGUAAUACCACAUUUCAGUCGGAACAUAGAUUGUUUUCAUACACUUCUAAAAUGACUUACCUUCUAGCUAGUGGUGUGAUAUGAAGCUUUUCAUGAACGCAUUUAGCACGGGCGACCAUGGAAAAUCUUGUCUAUAUGUACGGAAGCAUGGGGCUUUUAGCCUAUACCUACAAGCAUGGUAGAAUAUAGCAUUCAAAAGUCGAGGGUCAUUCCAUGGCAAUGAAAUGUACACGUCCAUAACGCUAAAAUAUGUGAUGUGAAAGAUUACGUGACAUUCUACUACUUUUGGCUGCAUGAAAAACAAGUACAAAACGUUCCAAGUGGGCCAAAUAAUUCACAUCAUAGGCUACAAUGUGCUUUUCAUUGGUGUUAUGGACGUUACAAAAAGUUAUUUUACCGUGGAAUUGCGCCUAGUGCUUCCAAACCAACACUAACUUACUGCUUCCAAACCCCCAAACCAACACUAACUUACUGCAUAGCUCAAAAGGUAGAGAAUGUUUAUUUGGAGGUAGCACUUGUACUGCUCUCACUUGUUUCAGCCUGAUGCAGACCUGUUAUGAGGUGCCCGCUGUCCUAAGUGACUCUGAUGAGAGCUGGCAAGGUGAGCGGAGGCGCAGACAAAGGAAAAGAAGAGUGAAAGGGACAAGAGAAGAGCGUGCAGGUCUUGGUCCAGGAGACACAGAGCAGAGAGGAGAGAAUCUAGGAGAUGGACCAGGUGGCAGAGGCCAGGGAGCUGGAAGAGAGAGUGCAGAUGUUUCAGGUGGAAGAGGAGAGUGUGCAGGCCCUGCAUCAGGUGACAGAGGCCAGAGAGGUGGAAGAGGCCAGAGAGGUGGAAGAGGCCAAAGAGGUGCAAGAGGAGGAGAUAAUGCUGGAAUUGGCAGCAGAGGAAGGAGAGGGAUAGGAGGUAGAGAUGCAGAGGAAGAGAACAGAGUGCAGAUGAUCCAAAAUGACCGAAGGGUACAGACAGAGGCACUCAUUCAGGGCAUGAGUGAAGUGAGGCUACGAGCACUAGCAACUCAGGUCUUCUCCCGGAACCCUGGAUUAGUUUUUGAUGCACUUCCUUCAUUGGACAGCACAACCCCACCUAACGCUGCUCUUCCAUGGUGCACCUGUGGGAACUGCAGGGAAAUGGCCACAGAUGCUGAAAGGAAAUGCUGUGGCCAGGGGCCUGAAAACUGCAUCAGCAAAUUGGCACAUUUUGAUCUGUAUUGUCUGGAAGAUGGUUAUUUGCGUAUCCACAGAGAUUACAGAAAUGAUGUGUUGGUGGUAGCUGAAGUUAGAGAGCCAGGAGAUGAUAACAGACAAUUUAGGUAUGCUGCUUAUCGUCAAUACAUCUUUUGGCAGCAUGGGUCACUGGGUCAGGGUAACCGUCGUGUUAUUCCCAGCUGCUGUAUAUGGAGAAUAAGGGACAAAUACCCCGACCCCCAGGGCCAGUACACUGGCUUUGUAUGCACCAUUUGA